AUGACGUCGUCAACAUCAACUCCUCCAACAUCUCCAAAACCUGUUGCCCCGUUGGUUGAACUUCCGACAUUACCUAAAUUAAGACACAUUGCACCUGCUCCUCGAGAUAAACCUGAAUAUGAUAUUUAUCAUAUUCCAAAAGGUUUUGAAGUAGUUUUAGUUCCAAAACCUUCUAAUGGUACCAGUUCUGAUUUCUCUACUGGACCUUCACCUACUUCACCUACUUCUACUGCUAUACCUCUUUCACCUGCUGCUUCAGUGUCUAGUAUUCAUGGUUCACCUUCAAAACUUUCACCUCCUACUGUUAAAUCACCUCCAAAUAGUUCGUGGCGCAAACGUAAAAAUAAUGGACAUAUUCCUCGUCCUAAAAAUUGUUUCAUGGCCUAUCGUGAACAUAUGCAACAUGAAGUUCUUAAAAAAAAUCCAGGAAUGAAUAAUAAACAUGUUUCAAUUAUUGCUGCUGAAAUGUGGAAAAAUGAACCUGAAGAUGUUAAACAAUAUUGGCGUGCUCGUGCUCAACAGUUGAAGCUUGAACAUAUGGCUAAAUAUCCUAAUUAUAAAUUUUCUCCUAAAAAGAAACAAUCUAAAUCUUCUAAUAAUAAUGGUCUUAAUGGAAUUAAACAAGAAAAUAAUAGUAAAAUCAUUAAAAGAUCUACUAUAAUGACUGAUGGAUAUUCUAAAGAUUUAUUAAAGAAUCGUGAAACUCGUGUUUCCCCUCUUUUUUGGGGACAUUAUCGUUCUUCUUCUUCCGAUUCUAUUGGUUCAUGGACUAGUGAUUCAACUCCUUCAACUCCUCCAUCAUUCAUUGAUGAUUCUGCUCAUUCACCUCCAAUGUUUAAUUCUCAUCAAGAUCAUAAUAGAUCACCUUCACCUUUACGUUAUGAAGCUUGUUUAAAAGUUGAAUCUAAUAAUCUUGAUCAACAACAUGAAUGGCAAAGAAUUUGUGAUAUGCCUCUUGAAGGUGAAUUCUUUCAAACCCUUCUUCCACCUAUGGAAUUCGAUCAACAUAUGCAUGUUGAAGCUCCUUAUUAUGAUAGUAUCGAAUGUGGAAGUUUCCUUCAACAUGAUGCACAACUUUUAAAUUCUUUUGAAUUUAAUCCAGCUGUCACAAUGAUUAUAGGCUGA
Molecule: messenger RNA, 1125 nt
Organism: Cetraspora pellucida
Lineage: Eukaryota; Fungi; Glomeromycota; Glomeromycetes; Diversisporales; Gigasporaceae
Source: the annotation of a GenBank genome assembly